Molecule: messenger RNA, 693 nt
Organism: Erinaceus europaeus (western European hedgehog)
Lineage: Eukaryota; Metazoa; Chordata; Mammalia; Eulipotyphla; Erinaceidae
Gene: MDP1
Product: magnesium dependent phosphatase 1
Exons: 6
Coding region: 99-593 (164 amino acids)
Molecular function (GO): acid phosphatase activity
Source: RefSeq, a predicted model, not a curated record
UCUAAGGAGUGUCCUCUGCGGAACACGUUGGGGACGGAGAAAGCCCCGCCUCCGUACCCUGCAAGGGCUGCAGGAGGCAGGGGCUGCAGGAGGCGGUAAUGGCGCAGUUCCCGAAGCUUGCAGUCUUUGACCUGGAUUAUACACUCUGGCCUUUCUGGGUGGACACGCAUGUGGACCCGCCGUUCCACAAGAGCAGUGAUGGAACUAUACGAGAUAGGCGGGGCCAGACUAUUCUGCUGUACCCUGAAGUGCCCGAGGUCCUGGAACGAUUGCAGAUCGCUAAAGUGCCUGUCGCAGCUGCUUCCCGGACAGGUGAAAUUGAAGGUGCCAACCAGUUACUGAAGCUCUUUGACCUUGCCAGACACUUUGUUCAUCGGGAAAUCUAUCCAGGUAGCAAGGUCACACACUUUGAGAGGUUGCAGCAGAAGACUGGUGUUCCUUUUUCCCAGAUGAUCUUCUUUGAUGAUGAGAGGCGAAAUAUCAGUGACGUCAGCCAGUUAGGUGUGACCUGCAUUCAUGUCCAGAAUGGGAUGACUCUUCAAACCCUAACUGAAGGAUUAGAGGCAUUUGCAAAAACCCAAGCUGGUCACUGAGUUCCACUUGUGCGGAUGAACCUCAUUUGAGAUCUAAAAUCAGAAAGGCAUUUUCAAGUGUAUUUUGCAAAUUAUUAAAGUGCAUUUGUUUAUGACAGAA